AUGAAGAUCGCUACUUUCUGGGCCUCCUUCGCCCUAUUAGUUCCACGGGCCAUAGCGAUAUCUGCUACGUCCACUACGUCGGCUACGUCUACCGCCGCGGCAGCAACCUGUACAGCUUCCCUCAUCGCUAGUCUCUGCCACUACACGGAUCCUGGCCCAGAAUUUGCCGUCGCCAUCGAAAGCAGGGCCUCAUGCUGGGACUACUGUAACGCCCACCCUCCCUGCAACUUUGUUAUCUUCAAUGCCGGCAACCCUUACCUGGGCACCGGUACCUGCUGGCUGUACCCGGGUGAAACCUACGAUCCGAGCAAAGGUAGCUCAAGUUGCACCGAACCCAACGGCGAUCUGUCUGUCUACAGCAAGCCCGUGUGUUCUGGCGGGAGCGCAACCACCACUGCUGGCGGCUGCGCCGCCACCGCGACUCCCUCUGCUAUUGCCUCGGUCUGCGGGUACCCGCCGCCUGAUGACGACUGCUUUUACGAUUGCACUGCUAGUUUGGGUGCACCGGACUGCUUGAGUCAGUGUGCAAAGGCCGAUUCCUGCAGCUACGUCGUCUUUAAUUCGCAUAAUCCAAGUGACUCACCAUAUGCCUCGGGCACUUGUUGGAUGUAUCCGAACGGCACGUUCAACGCUGGGUCUGCGACCACUUGUAGUGGCGCUCCUGAUCAGUUCGUGUAUAAGAACUUGUGUCCCAAGCCAUUGACUUCGUCGUCCUCCCAUUCAUCAUCUGCUUUGGGCUCUACUGGCACUGGAACUGCAGGAACUAUUCCGGGCUCAACUGCCAGUACUACUACGGGUUCCAACGGCACUGCAACCGCCGCAGGCAACGCUACGGGCUCAACUACUACCAACAAGAAUUCUGCGCCUGGCGGCCUCUCGCUCCCUAAUCCGUUCGCUGCAGGCGUGGCUUUAUUAAUAUGGCUGGCCCUUUAA
Molecule: messenger RNA, 933 nt
Organism: Penicillium subrubescens
Lineage: Eukaryota; Fungi; Ascomycota; Eurotiomycetes; Eurotiales; Aspergillaceae
Exons: 1
Coding region: 1-933 (310 amino acids)
Source: RefSeq, a predicted model, not a curated record